CUUUUGUUGUACCACCUACCUAAUUCAACCUCAGUUAGUGUUUGUGCUUUGUCUCCAUGAAUAAAUUGGGGCGACGCUUUUUUUUCGUCUUGCAGCAGCUAUAACUAAAUCCAUUCUAUUCUUCUUCGCACAAAAAAAAAAAAAAAAAGCAAAAAUGACACAGUUUGAAGAAUUGCCUGAAGGAUGCAUCGCCACCAUACUCUCUCGUACUACUCCCAUUGACGCCUGCAGACUCUCCGUCGUUUCAAAUACUUUCCGAUCUGCUUCCGAUUCCGACGCUGUCUGGAAUCAAUUUCUUCCUUCCGAUUCUCAAUUCAUGGACUCUAUCAUCUCUAAUUCUCCUCCACUUGCCAACGUUCCUUCCAAAAAGGCUCUCUACUUAGCUCUAUCUGAUCGCCCUAUCAUCGUCGACAAUGGUCUAAAGAGCUUUCAAUUGGAUAGAAAGAGUGGGAAAAUAUGUUACAUGCUCGCGGCUAGAUCUUUAUCCAUCGCUUGGGUUGAUGAUGGGCGCUAUUGGGAGUGGAUUUCUAUGCCUAACUCCAGGUUCCGCAAAGUCGCAAAGCUUCACAUUGUAUGUUGGCUUGAUAUUCGUGGGAUGAUAAACAUGCGUGACUUGUCCCCAAAUACUCAAUACGCGGCUUAUCUUGUGUUCAACUUGAUUAAUGCCUCAGGAUUUCAUAAUCCAAAUUCUCCGGUGGAAAUAUCAGUUGAUGUCGAAGGUGGCUGCAGGAGUACUAAAAAUGUCUAUUUGGAUCCGACUGUGGAAGAUAGGUCUCACAACAGAGAAGUAGGAUUGCAACAAACUAGUGUGAGAAAUGAUGGGUGGUUGGAGAUUGAGAUUGGAGAGUUUUUCAAUCCAGGCCUAGAAGAUGAAGAAGUUCAGAUGAAUGUUAAAGAGACAAAUGAUUAUAGUUCGAAGAUGGGUCUCUUUGUUGAAGGAAUAGAGGUUAGGCCUAAGUAAGACCAUUAAGCAACAUGAACUAUGCAAGGGGUCUUGCAUUUUGGGAUACGCAUAUAGUUUUGUUUCAAGUAUUGUUGCUUCACACAGUUCAUUACUGGUAGUUUAAUUAUGGUUGUUAAUAUAUUGGAAUUACUAUGAACUAUUACUGUAUAAUUUAUUGUGACGCAAUACCUAUUUGAUGCCAUUUAUUGUUUUUAA
Messenger RNA from Vicia villosa (hairy vetch), 1159 nucleotides. RefSeq names its product putative F-box protein PP2-B12. The transcript is spliced from 3 exons. The record is from RefSeq and is a predicted model, not a curated record. NCBI's taxonomy places the organism in Eukaryota, Viridiplantae, Streptophyta, Magnoliopsida, Fabales, Fabaceae. Gene Ontology annotation, molecular function: protein binding. The coding region runs from base 155 to 961 and encodes 268 amino acids.